CCUCUACCCCCACAGUCAUAUUCUUCUGGUGACUCUUGCAAGCGUUGACCUUGCCAUCACUUUCCCUCUUCAAUUGUGGCCUCGAGUCUCUUCUAUAUUGGCAAGCCUUGCUGCCAGUGACUCACCCACAUUGAAAAGUGACAGACUACGCUCUGUUCUCCCGAAACAGUCCUCGAGUACAGAUCCCGACUCCUGUAUUGGCUCUAUCCCGGAGACGGCUAUCAUGAAGACGAGUAGUCUGGCAUUGUCUAUUGAUCAAGGAUUCAAGCAUGGCCCCGGAACAUGAAAUCGCCGCCAUAGCGGUGCGCAAUGAACGAGACGAUGAUAUCAAGACUGUUCGGUCGACCGAACAGCCGAUCGAUCACGAAAAUAAAAAGGAUGCGACGUAUCCACCCGAGAAUACGAGUCGGGCUAACCCCGCCGGCUCGCGCAUCGGCUCGCUGCUGAAAGCAUUCGAGCAACAGCUUGUCGAGUAUAACCUGGAGGCACGAGGAAUUGAGCGAGUUGCGCCCGAUGAGCGAAUGAAGCGCUUAUCAUGGGUGUCGUACCUGCAGACAUUCCUGUUGUGGGUGUCGAUCAACCUCGCCGCGAACAAUAUUACCCUCGGUAUGCUGGGCCCAGCGGUGUAUGGACUGAGCUUCACGGACUCGGCCCUGUGUGCGGUUUUCGGUGCAAUUGCCGGCUCUCUAGUUUCGUCGUGGAUGGCCACUUGGGGCCCAGUAUCCGGUAUUCGCACUAUGGCGUUUGGCCGGUACUCGAUGGGUUGGUGGCCGAGCAAGAUCAUUGUUCUGCUGAACUUGAUCCAAAUGCUCGGAUACUGUCUGAUUGACUGUGUGGUGGGAGGGCAAAUUCUGUCUGCUGUAUCGCCGGGAGGCAUGUCUGUUGCUGUGGGUAUUGUCAUUAUUGCAAUCAUCAGUUGGGUGGUUGCUACAUUUGGCAUCCAGGUCUUCCACUACUACGAACGAUUUGCGUUUUUGCCUCAGCUCAUCGUUGUAUGCAUUCUCUUCGGUGUCUCAUCUGCCAAGUUCGAUCUGUCUACAGUGUCUCAAGGCGAUCCCCGAACGCUAGUCGGUAACAGGCUAUCAUUCUUCUCCAUCUGCCUCAGCGCAGCAAUCACCUACGCCCCUCUAGCCGCAGACUUCUUCGUCUACUACCCUGAGCACACCUCCCGCCUCACGAUCUUCUCCCUAACCCUAACCGGCCUGGUCCUCUCGUUCACCAUGGCACUAGUCUGCGGCAUCGGUCUCGCCUCAGGGAUCAGUGGUUACCCAGAAUACGCAGCGGCCUACGAUCUCGGCCAAGGCGCCCUCAUCGUAGAAGGCUUUGGACCGCUCCACGGCUUCGGCAAAUUCUGCUCCGUGAUCAUCGCCCUAGGACUCAUCGCCAACACCGUCGCCCCAACCUACUCCGCCGGCGUCGACUUCCAGAUCCUCGGCCGGUACGCCGAAAAAGUGCCCCGUGUGAUCUGGAACACUGUCGGCGUGAUUAUCUUCACCGUCUGCGCGUUGGCUGGUCGCAGCCAUCUCGCGGAGAUUUUCACCAAUUUCCUCGCUCUCAUGGGUUACUGGGUUGCUAUCUGGUUUGCCAUUAUGAUCGAGGAGUUCAUCUUCCGCUGGCGCACGGGAUAUAACUGGGCUGCGUGGCGCGAUCCAUCAAAGUUGCCCAUCGGCAUCGCAGCCUUCAUCGCUUUUGUCAUUGGCUGGGUCGGUGCCAUCCUGUGCAUGGCGCAGGUGUGGUAUAUCGGUCCCUUGGCGAAGCUUGUGGGCGAGUACGGCGCCGAUAUGGGUAAUUACGUCGGCUUCUCGUGGGCUGCGCUUGUGUACCCGCCUCUCCGUCUUCUGGAGCUACACUUUAUUGGACGCUAGAGCUUUUCACAUUAAUUGCAGGGGCAUGGCGCUCGAGACCGGAGUGCGUGGAGAGGGGCUUGGCCCUUCCGAGAUCAGUUCAACCUUGUUCGCCUUUGGCGUUUUGCUUUUGGGCUAGUAUGGUGUGAUGGUGGCACGAUGUCGUUCAACACAUAACCCUCGCACACAGGGAUAACAGCAGAUUCUUGCUGUGGAUCUGUAUAGUAUCGGGAGAGGGAUGUCAAAAAGUGAUCUACACGGUGUAUAUUUGUACGUCGUACGUCAUACGCGUACAUCUCUAAUGAAAUGAUUCGAACAAUUCCCCGUUCUAGACCUCGAAGAAGAUAAUGUUUGCCCUCGUUGUAAGCCAUAUCGUAUCACCUCCAGCAGCAUUCUCUCAGAGAUGUACUUGGAGGGAGAAAUAGCCUCUCCUAGAACUCGAUAGCGAGACUAUGAUAGUUGUCAAAUCUCAGGGGAUCCAGGACAGAGUAGAAUGGGUCCAUCAUGAAUUCCUCAAGACAAAAAAAAAAAGAGGAGCAAAAUAUUAAUCAACGUACAUCCCCUGGACAACUCUCAUUUUCAUCCACUAAGAGAAAUAUUCUACAAAAGAGAUCGAUGAACGGCAAGCCAAAGCCACGCAGACAGGAACAGAUACAGGAAUAGACAGACAGAAUUGCAUGAUGGCUCUCUCCCACGGACAAAAAAGAGGGGCCGCCAUUCACACUGUAUCAGUAUCAAAGGGGUUUCAAAACGCUAGGGUACGCAGGAUCGAGUCCCCGGAUUUACCGGUACCAGUAGUCGGGCUUGACGUAGUCGGCGAAGGUCUUGGGCUCCUCGGGGGCGGGGUGGCCGUGGCCGUGGUCGUGGUGGGCGUGGGGGUCCUCCUCGGGUCCGACGUAGUUCAACUUGACGACGUUGCCGCACUCGUUGCAGCGCUCGAUGGGGCGCUCACGGGAGAC
This is a messenger RNA of Penicillium brasilianum, 2803 nucleotides long. Lineage: Eukaryota; Fungi; Ascomycota; Eurotiomycetes; Eurotiales; Aspergillaceae. The record is from the annotation of a GenBank genome assembly.